Fukomys damarensis (Damara mole-rat) is the source of this 3295-nucleotide messenger RNA. Its product is annotated as zinc finger protein 14. NCBI's taxonomy places the organism in Eukaryota, Metazoa, Chordata, Mammalia, Rodentia, Bathyergidae. The transcript is spliced from 4 exons. The coding region runs from base 120 to 2852 and encodes 910 amino acids. Gene Ontology annotation, molecular function: RNA polymerase II cis-regulatory region sequence-specific DNA binding; DNA-binding transcription factor activity, RNA polymerase II-specific. The record is from RefSeq and is a predicted model, not a curated record. Gene Ontology annotation, biological process: regulation of transcription by RNA polymerase II.
GCCGCGGAGCGAGCGAGAGUUUGUUGCCGAGAGCUCCUGAAUAGGCUGUGCGGUCUUCUGGGACAUCCACUGGCUGAGGGCUGCAUGGGAAUGACCCAGGGAGACCCUCAAGCCACGCAAUGGAGGCAGUGACCUUUGCGGAUGUGGCUGUGAACUUCACCAAGGAAGAGUGGGCUUUGCUGAACCCAUCCCAAAAGAAGCUCUACAGAGAUGUGAUGGGGGAAACGUUUAUGAACAUGGCCACUGUAGGAAAAACCUGGGAUAGCCAGCAAAUUGGAGAGGAGUACAAAAAUUGCUGGAGAAAUCUAAGAAAUGAAGAGGUAGAGAAAUGCUAUGAAUAUAAAGUUUUUAAUCAAUCUGAAAUGUUCCUCUUGGCUCCAUAUGUUAAUGUGAACAUGAAAAAAGCUGGUUUAAAACCAGCUGAAAUCAUUGCUUAUAGAAAGCCCCUGAUUGAUAAUAUAUCUCUAGAUGCACCUAUCAGAUUUCACAUUGGACUGAAGCCAAAGGAAUAUUCAGGAUUUAAAGAGAAGCACUAUAAAUGUAAUGAAGAUAGAAGAACCAGCAGUGGUUUCCAGCCCUUUAAGAAGCUUGCAAGGAUAGAGGCUGGAAAGAAACCCUGUGAAUACAAGCAACGUGGGAAAGCUGACUGUGAUCCCAGAGAAAGAACUCACCCUGGAGAGAAGACCUUUGUAUGUAAGCAAACUGUGAAAGCCCCCAGCACACUCAGUGAUGUUCAAAUCUGUCACACUGCAGGGAAUGCAUAUGUAUGCCAACAAACUGGGAAAUCUUUAAUUUCUUCCUGUUAUAUUGAAAUACAAGAAAGAAGGCAUGCUGGAGAGAAGCCCUAUAUAUCUAAGGAAUGUGGGAGUGCCAAAUUAGCUCCUAGUAAUUCCUUUCACAAACAUAGAAGUACUCACAUUGGGAAGAAACCCUACAAAUGUAAACAAUGUGGGAAAGCUUUCAGGAGUCAUAGUAACUGUCACAGACAUGAAAAAACUCACACUGGGGAGAAAUCCUAUGUAUGUAAGCACUGUGGGAAAGCUUUCAGCACACACUGGUACUGUCAAAUACAUGAGAGAAGUCACACUGGGAAUACACCCUAUAUAUGUAAGCACUGUGGGAAAGCAUUCACUACACACAGUAAUUGUCAAGUACAUGAGAGGAGCCAUACUGGGGAAAAACCGUAUGUUUGUAAGCAAUGUGGGAAAGCAUUCAGUAUGCAGAAGUAUUAUCAAAUACAUAAAAGAAGGCACACUGGUGAGAAACCUUAUGUGUGUGAGCAAUGUGGAAAGAAGUUUUUUUCUAACAUUUCACUUUAUAGACAUAAAAAAAUUCAUACUCGGGAGAAAUCUUAUGUAUGUAAUCAAUGUGGAGAAGCAUUCAGUACACACAGGCAUUGUCAAAUACAUGAAAAAACUCACAACGGGGAGAAACUUUAUGUAUGCAAGCAUUGUGGGAAAGCUUUCAGCAGUCAGUGUCACUGUCAACGACAUGAAAGGAUUCACACUGGGGAGAAACCCUAUGUAUGUAAGCAUUGUGGGAAGGCAUUUAAUAUACAAAACAACUGUCAGAUCCAUGAAAGAACUCACACUGGAGAGAAACCCUAUGUAUGUAAACAUUGUGGGAAAGCUUUUAACACACAGAGUCAAUGUAAAAUACAUGAACGAACUCACACUGGGGAGAAACCCUAUGUAUGUAAGCACUGUGGGAAAGCAUUCAGUACAUGCAGUUCUCAUAAAACUCAUGAAAGAACCCACACUGGGGAGAAACCCUAUGUAUGUAAGCAGUGUGGGAAAUCUUUCAGCAGACAGAGUUACUGUCAGAUACAUGAACGAACUCACACUGGGGAGAAACCCUAUGUAUGUAAGCACUGUGGGAAAGCAUUCAGAGCACAACGGUAUUGUCAGCUACAUGAACGAACUCACAGUGAGGACAAACCCUAUGUAUGUAAACAGUGUGGGAAAGCAUUCAGUACAUGUAGUUCUCAAAAGACACAUGAAAGAACUCACACAGGGGAGAAACCCUAUGUAUGUCAACAUUGUGGGAAAAAUUUCAGAACACACAGUGAUUGCCAGAUACAUGAGAGAACUCAUAGCAGAGGGAAACUCCAUGUAUGUAAGCUAUGUGGGAAAGCUUUCAGCACACUCAAGUAUUGUCAAACACAUGAAAGAAAUCACACCGAGGAGAAACCCUAUGAAUGUCAACAGUGUGGGAAAGCUUUCAGGACACAGAGUUAUUGUCAGAUACAUGAAACAACUCACACUGGGGAGAAGCCCUAUAUAUGUAAGCAAUGUGGGAAAGCAUUUAGUACACACAAGUGUUGUCAAAGGCAUGAAAGAAGUCACACUGUAGAGAAACCCUAUAUAUGUGAGCAGUGUGGCAAAGCAUUCAGUACACGUAGUCAGUAUGAAAUACAUAAAAGAAUUCACACUGGGGAAAAACCCUAUGCAUGCAAGCACUGUGGGAAAGCUUUCAGUACACACAAGUAUUGUCAAAGACAUGAAAGAACUCACACUGGAGAGAAACCCUUUGUAUGUAAUCACUGUGGGAAAGCUUUCAGUACACAGAGUCAUUGUAAAAUACAUGAAAGAAUUCACACUGGGGAGAAACCCUAUGUAUGUAAGCAGUGUGGGAAAGCAUUCAGUACGUGCAGUUCUUAUAAAAUACAUGAACGAACUCACACUGGGGAGAAACCCUAUGUAUGUAAGCACUGUGGGAAAGCAUUCAGUACGUGCAGUUCUCAUAAAACUCAUGAAAGAACCCACACUGGGGAAAAACCCUAUGUAUGUAAGCACUGUGGGAAAGCAUUCAGUAGACACAAUUAUUGUCAAAUACAUGAAAAGUCACACUGAGAAGAAACUAGGCAGUGUGGGAAAGCUUUCGGUAUGUGGAAAUACUGUCAAAAGUAUGAAAGAUACCUCAUGGGAGGAAAUUUAUGUAUAUAAGCCUAUUUUGAAAAAUACUCAUAAAAAUUUCUGAUGUAGUAGAGACCUAAAGAAAUGACUUAUAUGAAAAGCUUGAUGUUACCUUUUCUUAAUAAAUUUUCCAGAAAAUGCACACCCAGAUGGAAAUACCCUAAAGUAUAAACACUUUUUCGUUCAGUACAUCUUUUAAUUAUGUAUCUGUGGUAUUCAACAUGGGAAUAUAUGUUUAAUUGAUGUAUUUUUCUGUAAGCAAUUUUCUUUGAGUCAAAUACAUAGGGUUUUAAUUAAGCAAGAUGAAAUAUCUUUGUCACAUAAGUAGGGUUUGUAUUCAUGUAGUUUGCUUUUUUAUUUGUUUUUAUAAUUGAAAGUUC